AACCCAGGCACCAGCCAGCUCCUCACCUACGCACAGUCUCACAGACACUGCGCGAGAGCAGCUUCACUACUUCCCUCCCAUCCGAGCCCAAGAAGCAACAAUGGUGGCGUCGAAGGCCACCAUCGUCUGCUUCAUGGUCGUGACCCUCGCAGCGGCGCUGCUGGCGGCGCCGGGCGUGGUGGAGGCGGUGACGUGCAGCCCGACGCAGCUGACCCCGUGCGCGCCGGCCAUCAUCGGGAACGCGGCGCCGAGCGCGGCGUGCUGCGGGAAGCUGAAGGCGCACCCGGCGAGCUGCCUGUGCAAGUACAAGAAGGACCCCAACCUGCAGCGCUACGUCAACUCCCCCAACGGCAAGAAGGUCUUCGCCGCAUGCAAGGUCCGCCUGCCAAGGUGCUGAACUAGCUAUUGGUGCCACGAGCUCCAUCCAUCUCUGUCUCCCGCAUGACAAUGUGGCAUGGCCGUUGGUGUAGGUUACGUAUACGUGAGGUAAUAAAACGAGGGGUGUGUUAGAUACUUUAUUAUUAAAUUAAAAAGUAAUAAAUGCGGACUUAUGUCUAUG
Molecule: messenger RNA, 559 nt
Organism: Aegilops tauschii subsp. strangulata
Lineage: Eukaryota; Viridiplantae; Streptophyta; Magnoliopsida; Poales; Poaceae
Product: non-specific lipid-transfer protein 2
Biological process (GO): lipid transport
Source: RefSeq, a predicted model, not a curated record